Ramularia collo-cygni is the source of this 945-nucleotide messenger RNA. RefSeq names its product related to hydroxyquinol-1,2-dioxygenase. NCBI's taxonomy places the organism in Eukaryota, Fungi, Ascomycota, Dothideomycetes, Mycosphaerellales, Mycosphaerellaceae. The record is from RefSeq and is a predicted model, not a curated record. Gene Ontology annotation, biological process: catechol-containing compound metabolic process. Gene Ontology annotation, molecular function: catechol 1,2-dioxygenase activity; ferric iron binding. The transcript has 5 exons. The coding region runs from base 1 to 945 and encodes 314 amino acids.
AUGAACGGACACACCAACGAAGAGACGAAUGACACCGCCAAGCAAGUACCCGCCGUCGGUGGCCUUGACAAGGCGUGGACGGAAAAGGUCAUUAGCGCCAUGGGUCCCAAGACGGAUCCAAGGCUGAGAGAAGUCAUGGCUGCCCUCACUCGUCACAUUCAUGACUUUGCUAGAGAGGUCGAUCUCACUGUUGACGAAUGGAUGGCUGGUGUACAAUUAAUCAACGCAGCCGGCAAGAUGAGCACUGCCAAGAGAAAUGAAGGUCAGCUUCUUUGCGAUGUUAUUGGAUUGGAAUCCUUGGUGGAUGACAUUACAUACCGAAAAGCUGCUGCGGAUGCUACUGCUUCUGCCAUCUUGGGCCCUUUCUGGCGACAUGACAGACCUACGAGAGAGUUUGGCAGUACUGUCACUUUCAACACCCCGUCGGAUGGGCAAGUUGCUUACUUCCAUGGCACUGUAACAAGUGCAAAGACUGGCAAGCCUCUGCCUGGUGCAGAGGUCGAGAUGUGGCAGGCGUCGACGAACGGUCUCUACGAGCAGCAAGACGAUGAGCAAGUUGAGCACAACCUCAGCGGAAAGUUCAUCACGAACGAGGAGGGCAAAUAUGCGUUCUACUGCCUUCGACCAACUCCAUAUCCCGUCCCCGGUGACGGACCAGCCGGAAAGCUUUUGGAGAUGAUGGAUCGUCACCCAUACCGACCAGCACACAUCCAUCUUAUUGUGACGGUCAAGGGAUACAAGCCAAUCACAACCCAGAUCUUCGACUCCGAAUCGAAAUAUCUGGAUAACGACAGUGUGUUUGCUGUGAAGGACGCUUUGGUGGUGAAGUUUGAGCCGCGAAAGGGAGACCCACAGGCAGAAUUUGAUUUGGAGUAUAAUGUCCAACUCGCGCCAGCUGAUGAAAAGGGUGUCUCUAGUGUUCCUGAUGUUAGCCCGGCGUAUUGA